Maudiozyma barnettii is the source of this 1059-nucleotide messenger RNA. It is a transcript of the gene PNG1, whose product is annotated as peptide-N4-(N-acetyl-beta-glucosaminyl)asparagine amidase. The coding region runs from base 1 to 1059 and encodes 352 amino acids. Gene Ontology annotation, molecular function: peptide-N4-(N-acetyl-beta-glucosaminyl)asparagine amidase activity. Gene Ontology annotation, biological process: protein deglycosylation; protein quality control for misfolded or incompletely synthesized proteins; glycoprotein catabolic process. The transcript has a single exon. NCBI's taxonomy places the organism in Eukaryota, Fungi, Ascomycota, Saccharomycetes, Saccharomycetales, Saccharomycetaceae. Gene Ontology annotation, cellular component: nucleus; cytosol. The record is from RefSeq and is a predicted model, not a curated record.
AUGACUAGAAAAACUAUCGUAUAUGAAAAGGCCGCCAAGUCGUUAUUAGAACGCCAUAAACAAAGGGUAAUCGACCAUUAUCAUCGAGAAGGCACCGAUCAGGAGUUCAUCACACGUAUGAAAUCCCUAAUUUCAAGCAAUCAGUUUGCUAACGACAUGGCCCGUAACAGUGUACGCCUAUGCCAUGUGUAUGAAAAUCCGGAUUGGCAUACAAAAGUAAUGGAUACAUUGGACAUCGAUCGAAUUUAUAAGAAUGUUGAUGAGAUGACUAAGGAUGAUGAGGACGAAUAUACAGAUAAUUUGGUGAAGGAGUUAUUACGUUAUUUCAAGAAUGAUUUCUUCAAAUGGGUGAAUGCGCCCCCAUGCGUGAAUUGUCAUAAUAUCGAAUUUCAGCAAUUCAAAAGAAGUGAUCGUCCUAACAGUAUAGAAUCUCAGCAUGAUUGUAGUGGUGUUGAAGUGUACCAAUGCGGGAAUUGUAAAGUAGAGACCCGAUUCCCAAGAUACAACGAUCCGCUCAAGUUAUUGGAGACUCGUCAAGGUCGUUGUGGGGAAUGGUGUAAUGUAUUUACUUUAAUCCUUCGUUCCUUUGGAUUAGAGGCUCGUUAUGUGUGGAAUAAAGAGGAUCAUGUUUGGUGUGAAUACUAUUCAUCUAAUUUGAAACGUUGGAUACAUGUUGAUUCGUGUGAGGCAUCAUUUGAUGAGCCGUUUAUUUAUUCUGUGAAUUGGAAUAAGAAGAUGAGUUAUUGCAUAGCGUUCAAUAAAGAUGGUGUAUGUGACGUAAGUCAUCGUUAUCUUAUUAAGAACCAAUUACCUCGAACAGCUAUCUCUGAGAAAGAAUUAUCACAACUCUGUGAGUUUUUCACAAGUCAACUUCGAGGCCAUAAUACAGAUGAUAAUGAGAUAUAUUCGUUGUAUAACCGUGACGUUGUUGAGCAAUUAUCAUGGAUAGAUGAUUCUAAGAAGAAGAAGAAUACUGCAACAACCAUCAGUACUGCAACUCAAGGUAGACAAAGCGGAUCAGCUGAAUGGACAGCACAACGUGGUGAAGACGGUAAAUAG